This is a messenger RNA of Morus notabilis, 1529 nucleotides long. Its product is annotated as basic 7S globulin-like. Gene Ontology annotation, molecular function: aspartic-type endopeptidase activity. Lineage: Eukaryota; Viridiplantae; Streptophyta; Magnoliopsida; Rosales; Moraceae. The transcript has a single exon. Bases 20 to 1339 code for a protein of 439 amino acids. The record is from RefSeq and is a predicted model, not a curated record. Gene Ontology annotation, biological process: proteolysis.
UUUAUCCAUUUCAACCAUUAUGGCUUCCUCUUCCUCAAUCCAUUUUCUUCUCUUCUGCUCUCUUCUUUUUUCCAUUAUAUCCCUUUCCAAAGCGAAAACUACAUCGUUCCGUCCGAAAGCUUUAGUUCUUCCAGUAACCAAAGAUGCAUUAACAAGCCAAUACCUAGUCCAAAUCAAAGAAAGAACCCCUCUUGUCCCCGUCAAGCUCACUGUCGACCUUGGCGGAGAAUUCCUCUGGGUUGACUGCGAAAAGGGCUACGUAUCCUCGUCCUUCAAGCCUGCUCGCUGCGGCUCGGCGCAGUGCAACCUCGCCCAGUCCAAAGACUGCGGCGAGUGCUAUUCACCGCCCAAACCGGGCUGCAACAACAACACUUGCAGCCUCUUCCCUUACAACCCUUUCAUCCGUACGAGCACCAGCGGAGAGUUUGCCUCCGACGUCGUAUCGCUCCAAUCGACCAACGGGUUCAACCCCGGAAGAGUGGUUUCAGCGCCGAAGGUUCUCUUCACUUGCGGUUCAACUUUUCUCUUGGAAGGCCUCGCUUCCGGGGUCACCGGAAUCGCUGGCCUCGGAAGGAAGAAGAUUGGACUUCCUGCUCAAUUAGCUUCGGCUUUCAGCUUCAACAGAAAAUUUGCUGUUUGUUUAAGCUCUUCCGUAAGAUCCAAGGGUGUUAUAUUCUUUGGGAAUGAGCCCUACGUUUUCCUUCCAAAUAUUGACGUCUCCAAAAAUCUUAUCUACACACCGUUGAUCCUCAACCCGGUGAGUACUUCCGGGAGUUACUACGAAGGCGAAACUUCUGCGGACUACUUUAUCGGAGUAAAAUCGAUCAAGAUCAACGACAAAGUUGUCCCCUUGAACACCACGUUGUUGACCAUUAACAAAGACGGUUAUGGUGGGACAAAGAUUAGUACUGUUGAGCGCUACACAGUUAUGCAUACUUCUAUAUACAAUGCUGUGGUUCGCGCCUUUGUGAAGACGCUCUCCAAGGUGCCCCGAGUGAAGGCGGUGGCGCCUUUUGGGGCCUGCUACAGCUCGAAGAGCCUCGGCAGCACCCGAGUCGGGCCCGGCGUGCCGUCGAUCGACCUUGUCUUGCAAAGCCAGAUGGUGGUUUGGAAGAUUUUUGGCGCCAACUCCAUGAUUCAAGUUAGUGAUGAUGUUUUAUGCCUUGGUUUUGUUGAUGGUGGCGUUGAGCCAAGGACUUCUAUUGUGAUUGGAGGGCAUCAGAUUGAAAACAAUCUUCUGCAGUUUGAUUUGGCUUCUUCUAGGCUUGGAUUUAGCUCUUCAUUGCUGUUCCGACAAACAACUUGCGCCAACUUCAACUUCACAUACAAUGCUUAUUAGGGAAUCUUUGUGUUAAUUAAAUAUUAUUCCAAUUGCCACUAGCUUUUGUUUAAGUGCUUGAUUUUUUACGUGUUUAAUAGAGGUCAUAAUUGAUAUCCAGUGGUCCUAGACAUAUAAAGGAAACAAUUGGGUAUUUGCUUGUAAUAAGAUUUUGAGAGUGAAAUAUGUUAUUUUGUUUUCUUUUUAUUUA